ACAGAAACAAACCUGUCAAACAAAUAUCAAGAGCUCGUAUCGUCUCGAUUUUUUAAUUAUUGACAUAGAUGCUGCUGAUUUUUAAAUGUUUCUUUACCUUCUAUCUCUCUCGGUUUGUUCGUCGUCCUGGAAAUCCUGCUGAAAUUCAUUUUGCAUGCCGCACGUUAAGCAUUCCGUAUCCGCAAUGUCAACCCGACUAUCGUCGAUGAAUGAGUCGGCGAACAUCGAUCAAAUCAUACUCAAUAUCAUUGAUGUGCGCAAGGUCAAGCAAUUCCCCCUCACCGAAACAGACAUUCGAGCACUCUGUGUGCGCUGUCGCGAGGUGCUGUUGACGCAACCGAUGCUGCUGGAAAUCUCGGCCCCGGUGAAGAUACUCGGCGAUAUCCAUGGCCAGUUCACGGAUCUUCUGCGAAUGUUUGACUACGGCGGAUAUCCGCCCGCAUCGAACUAUCUUUUUCUGGGCGAUUAUGUCGAUCGUGGCAAGCAAUCAAUCGAAACGUUGUGUCUUCUGCUGGCCUACAAGAUCAAGUUCCCGCAGAACUUCUUUGUGCUGCGUGGCAAUCACGAGAGUUCGGGCAUCAAUCGCAUCUACGGAUUCUACGAUGAGUGCAAGCGACGCUACACGGUGAAGUUGUGGCGCACCUUUGUCGAUUGCUACAACUGUAUGCCCGUUGCGGCCAUUGUGGAUGAGAAGAUAUUCUGUUGCCAUGGCGGACUGAGUCCCGAUCUCAAUAAUAUGGGCCAGAUACACAAGCUGCCGCGUCCCUGCGAGGUGCCCGACAAGGGAUUGCUCUGCGAUCUGCUCUGGGCCGAUCCCGAUCCCAAGAUCAUGGGCUGGAGCGAUAAUGAUCGCGGCGUGAGUGUCACCUUUGGGUCGGAUAUUGUGGGCAAGUUCAUACAUCGGUUCAAGUUCGAUUUGAUCUGUCGUGCCCAUCAGGUCGUUGAGGAUGGCUACGAGUUCUUUGCCAAGCGGCAGCUGAUCACCAUCUUCUCGGCUCCCAAUUACUGUGGGGAGUUUGAUAAUGCCGGCGCCAUGAUGUCUGUGGAUGAGACGUUGAUGUGUUCGUUCUUUGUGCUCAAGCCAUCGAAGAAGGCGGGUAUGCGUAAGGUCCAGACCAGGAACUGAUCUUCUGAUGCAAUGUGAUGUGGGACUGAAGCUGAUAGUGUGAGCUGCAAUUCAUAUAAAUUCUGUUGUUCACAUUCACAUUGUUUAGUGUGAAACUCCAAAAAUCGUGAGUUACGCGAAGUUUGAUCUAGUCCUGGGAAUUCGAUCCCACUGAGCAAUGUAAAUGUUAACUAUUUGAAAAGGGAAAACUUGUGUAAUUAUAUGACAAAGAGCCAACACUAAGAUAUUUAGCAUUAAAAAAUCAAAUCAAAAUUUUGAAAAAAAGGUUACAAUAUAUAUUUUAUAAUGAUUUCAUACAACACUAAUAAAUAUGCGGUCAUUUGGUGAUAAGCUCAA
Messenger RNA from Drosophila sulfurigaster albostrigata, 1462 nucleotides. RefSeq names its product serine/threonine-protein phosphatase alpha-2 isoform-like. Bases 155 to 1126 code for a protein of 323 amino acids. Lineage: Eukaryota; Metazoa; Arthropoda; Insecta; Diptera; Drosophilidae. Gene Ontology annotation, molecular function: protein serine/threonine phosphatase activity. The transcript has a single exon. The record is from RefSeq and is a predicted model, not a curated record. Gene Ontology annotation, cellular component: nucleus; cytoplasm.